This is a messenger RNA of Procambarus clarkii (red swamp crayfish), 548 nucleotides long. The record is from RefSeq and is a predicted model, not a curated record. NCBI's taxonomy places the organism in Eukaryota, Metazoa, Arthropoda, Malacostraca, Decapoda, Cambaridae.
AGGAGACCAUCAGGGAGGCCCUGGAGAUGAUGACCACAGAGACAGGUGCCACAGCUGACCCCGUACACCUGGGAGACUCAGCCUCCAGCAUCAUGAAUAAAGUUCAGGGAAUUACUGGAGAGAUACCCAAGAAGCAAUUAACAGUUGAGGACCUCUGCAGGAUGAGUGAGCCCAUCAAGAGGCUGGUGGAGGCUGGCCGGGUGGUGGCCGUCAAGAGGCUGGUGGAGGCUGGCCGGGUGUUGGCCGUCCAGGAAGACCAAGAUGGCCGUCGCUCCGCCAGGAUAACUCUACAAGACGGACAGAUAACAAGCCAGAGGAAUGUUCAGUGUGUUUUAACGAUUAUGAUGACAAUCAGCUACGGCCUCGCAAUCUGCCGUGUGGCCACACAUUCUCCAGGCAGCCUCCCCAGUGUGUUGACAGUGCUAUCAAGAAUGGUCAGCUGUCCUGCCCCAGCUGCCGUGCCCAGCACACUGCCACAGCUGCUACUCAGUUCCCAAUUAGCUAUGCUGUGGAGGCUUUUGUUAGGAAACUCAAAAAUAUUCAGCUAA